Messenger RNA from Equus quagga, 2288 nucleotides. RefSeq names its product general transcription factor IIH subunit 2 (gene GTF2H2). Gene Ontology annotation, biological process: DNA-templated transcription; regulation of transcription by RNA polymerase II; nucleotide-excision repair. The record is from RefSeq and is a predicted model, not a curated record. NCBI's taxonomy places the organism in Eukaryota, Metazoa, Chordata, Mammalia, Perissodactyla, Equidae. Bases 608 to 1795 code for a protein of 395 amino acids. Gene Ontology annotation, molecular function: zinc ion binding. The transcript has 16 exons. Gene Ontology annotation, cellular component: transcription factor TFIIH core complex; transcription factor TFIIH holo complex.
GGAAGGGAAAGGAGAAAGCGUGGAGUUUGCGUGAGUCUCCGCAGGAGUCACGGAGGCGGGGAGGCCGGGAGGAAGACAUCAGCGAUGCCCGUCUCCCUCCCCUCCCUCUCGCCGACAAGGUGCAAACUCAGGGGGACCCCGUCUUCUGGGGAGAAAUGAGGGGCUGGCUGCGGAGCCGCCACUGAUGGUGAGCGCUGUAGGGCAGGUGGCCCACAUUUCAUAGCUGAGACUUGGGUGUUACUCGCUUAGAGGCAGAGCCCGGUUUCAAACCCAGGUCUGAUCUUUGCACCCCCGCGCAGCAUGGCUCCUCUGUGAUUUUGGGGCAGGACCCCCGAGAAGGUGGAGGCGCGGGCCGCGGAGGGGCGCAGGUGGGGCGGGGAGCAGGCUGCAGCGCCGCCCUCCUUCUCGGCGCGGGAAGCCGGACACCACGGUCGCCGGCAGUCCCCGAGUCAGCUCCGCGCGGCCGCCGGAACGUUUGCGCGGGCCCCCGCCCCGCGCACGGCGGAAGGACUUGGGCGGCGCCCUCAGAGAGGGUUGGCGGAACUUCCGGGCGGAGCGGCUUCCGGCGGGCCUGGAUGUUGAAUAAUAUAAUACAUUUAAGAAAAAAAUGGAUGAGGAACCUGAAAGAACUAAGCGAUGGGAAGGAGGUUAUGAAAGAACAUGGGAGAUUCUUAAAGAAGAUGAAUCAGGGUCACUUAAAGCUACAAUAGAAGAUAUUCUCUUUAAAGCAAAGAGAAAAAGAGUAUUUGAGCACCAUGGACAAGUUCGACUUGGAAUGAUGCGCCAUCUUUAUGUGGUAGUAGAUGGAUCGAGAACAAUGGAAGACCAAGAUUUAAAGCCAAAUAGACUGACGUGUACUUUAAAGUUGUUGGAAUACUUCGUAGAGGAAUAUUUUGAUCAAAAUCCUAUUAGUCAGAUUGGAAUAAUUAUAACGAAGAGUAAAAGAGCUGAAAAGCUGACAGAACUCUCAGGGAGCCCGAGGAAACACAUAAUGUCUCUGAAGAAAGCCGUGGCUAUGACGUGCCAUGGAGAGCCGUCUCUUUAUAACUCCUUGAGCAUGGCUAUGCAGACUCUGAAACACAUGCCCGGCCACACGAGUCGAGAAGUCCUGAUCAUCUUCAGCAGCCUCACAACCUGCGACCCGUCUGACAUCUAUGACCUCAUCAAGACGCUAAAGGCAGCUAAAAUUCGCGUGUCUGUGAUUGGAUUGUCUGCCGAGGUUCGGGUCUGCACCGUGCUUGCUCGUGAAACUGGUGGCACAUACCAUGUUAUUUUAGAUGAAAGCCAUUACAAAGAAUUGCUAACACAUCACGUUAGUCCCCCUCCUGCCAGCUCAAAUUCUGAAUGCUCGCUUAUUCGUAUGGGAUUUCCUCAGCAUACAAUUGCUUCUCUGUCUGAUCAAGAUGCAAAACCGUCUUUCAGCAUGGCGCAUCUGGAUAGCAGCUCCGAGCCGGGACUUACGCUGGGAGGCUAUUUCUGCCCCCAGUGCCGGGCGAAGUACUGUGAGCUGCCUGUGGAAUGUAAAAUCUGUGGUCUGACUUUGGUGUCUGCUCCCCAUUUGGCACGAUCUUACCAUCAUUUAUUUCCUUUGGAUGCUUUUCAAGAAAUUCCCCUAGAAGAACAUAAUGGAGAAAGAUUUUGUUAUGGAUGUCAGGGGGAACUGAAAGACCAGCAUGUCUACGUCUGCGCUGUGUGCCGGCAUGUCUUCUGCGUGGACUGCGACGUGUUCGUGCACGACUCUCUGCACUGUUGUCCUGGCUGCGUGCACACCAUGCCGGCUCCUGCGAGUGUGUGACCCCCGCACACGCACGCAAUAUGCGUGCUGGAAAGCACGCUGUGGUUGUAAAGAAAAUGACUCUAGGAAAGACGCCAAUUAAAACAUGAGGAACAGUUUGGAAGGAAAAUCUGACUGAAGAAAUUUUUUACUAAGAAAAUGUAGUAUUUUAUUGCAUUUAAAAGUUUGUGUUCCAGAAACGCCUGGACUUCAAUAGGACUUCAUUUAGUUUGUUUACUAUUAUUUUGAGUUACGUUUUCAAAGUCAUAUGUAUUAUUGUAUUUCAGUUACUUAUAAUGCUUAAAUUGAUAUGAUAAUUUCAUUGUUUUAUAAUUAAAUACAGAAUCUCUGUGAUUUAUUUUUACUUGUUUUUAGUGUAAAAGGAAAAUUAUGUAUAUGUGUAAAUUCAGCAUAGGAUGAAGUGAAUCCUAGCUAUGAAAUUAUAUACUGCUCUACCCACCCAAGGGGUCUUUUUUGGCUUAACUAAACAAUCAGAAUAUAAUUAUAAAAUUAA